AUGUUCCUGUCGUGGGAGGCAAAGGAAUACUUCAGUCUUGGGGGGCCGCCCGUCGUUGGAGUAACUCUGCCCCCCAGUUGCUUCAAGAAGGAUACGCACUCGUACGAUCCAUCUUCUUCGCUUUCCGAUUUCGGAUUCAUAUCUGACCAGCUGGUUAUUUUGAAACAGCACAGGAAUUUUGCAUUUCAAGUAGCCACACCAACCGGUUGGGAUGUCUGUAUCUGCGACGAUGCGAUGAUCAAGGAGUACCUCAAUGCUUCUGAUGAGUACCUAUCUUCCACAGCUCCAAUUCAAGGAUUCUUUCAGUCCAAAUUUACGGCGCCCGGCUUAUUUCACAAAAUACCCAGCUCAAUGAUGAGCAAAGCAUUGACCUGGUCCCGAACGCGCACCAGAUCAGCAGACGAAUACUUUCCAAGCUUCGUCGAAGAGCUCAAGUACUCGUUCGAACAAGAGAUUACUAAACACAUGGAUGUUGAUGACGGCUGGAAUCAAUUCGACUGUUAUACAAUCGCCCGACGCCUUGUAAUGGGGCUUGUUGCAAAGUUACUGGUAGGCGAUGUGUGUCGAAAUCCAGAGAGCAUCGAUCUCUUCUGUGACUAUACAGCUGAAAUGAUAGUUGGGGGACCAUAUAUCCGGGGCUUUCCCGAAUUUCUGAAACCUAUUAUAGCACGCUCAUCUCGUGUUGUGAAGCUCUCAAACAGGAUGCAGAAGCUCUUUCUCAGUCAGAUCAAUAGACGAAAGAUCAAGUCAGAGGAGAUGGCAAAAGAAGGAAGGCAGCCUGAGGACCUAACAGACUGGUUCUGGCGAUGGUCCCAGCAGAGCAAAGAUAAUAGUCUGAGUGAGUUAGACAUCGCCCAGCUGCUUGCUGCAAACACUUUCGGAGCCAGCUUCAACACAACUGUGGUCCUUGUCCAGUGUCUCUACGAGCUUGCCACCAGACCAGAAUACGUCAAUCUCAUCAGACAAGAGGUGAUCAUGACUCUUCAAGCCAAUAACAAUACUUGGACUAAGGAGGGAAUCGACUCAAUGAAAAAAUUGGACAGCUUCAUCAAGGAAUCCCAUCGGUACAACUGCUUCGAUCUUGCCGGAACCCCUCGAGUUGUCAAGAAAGAUUUUCAAUUUAAAAAUGGUCUUCGCAUUCCGAAAGGGACAGUUCUCUUGACGCCAAAUGCGGCAAUGUUAUUUGAUGAAAAGUUUGUGAAGAGUCCCUUUGAGUUUGACGGUUUGCGAUUCUAUGACCUUGCCAAUGGAUCACAGACCCCCGAAGCAUUCAGAUAUACUUCUACAAAUGCUCAUUAUCUUCAAUUCGGGGAUGGAAAACACGUCUGCCCGGGUCGCUUUUUCGCAGCGGAUGAGCUUCGGCUUAUUCUAGCAUAUCUGAUCUUUCACUUCGAAAUCAAGAUACAGGGGGUCAUGCCGGAAAACUUCAAGAUAAAGAGACAUAACCUGCCGCACUUAGGAUUGAAUGUUCUACUGAAGAAGAUUGAAAGAUAG
This is a messenger RNA of Penicillium nucicola, 1494 nucleotides long. RefSeq names its product cytochrome P450. Bases 1 to 1494 code for a protein of 497 amino acids. Lineage: Eukaryota; Fungi; Ascomycota; Eurotiomycetes; Eurotiales; Aspergillaceae. The record is from RefSeq and is a predicted model, not a curated record. Gene Ontology annotation, molecular function: heme binding; monooxygenase activity; iron ion binding. The transcript has 5 exons.